This is a messenger RNA of Aspergillus chevalieri, 297 nucleotides long. RefSeq lists its product as uncharacterized. The transcript has a single exon. The record is from RefSeq and is a predicted model, not a curated record. NCBI's taxonomy places the organism in Eukaryota, Fungi, Ascomycota, Eurotiomycetes, Eurotiales, Aspergillaceae. The coding region runs from base 1 to 297 and encodes 98 amino acids.
AUGGCAUACCGCAGCCUUACUCUCCUCUCUCUGCUUUUUCCCUCUACCCUUGCCCAGGACUCCGACCUCGUCGGCUGCAAGGCAGUCUCAUGUCCCAUCGAGGGCACUGAGGAUCACUGUACGGUUGCCGAGGACAUCUUUCUCGGCAGUGGCACGCUCCUAUCCCAGACGUUCCCUCAGCGCUUGAGGGUCUAUCACUUGUCAAGGGCGUCAAUCUCACCGUUUGAGAAGGAGAGGCCUCUGAAAACGCCCGUGAGUUUAAAUCAGUCUACUACCUCGGCACCCCGUCAAAUCUAG